This is a messenger RNA of Penicillium cosmopolitanum, 999 nucleotides long. RefSeq lists its product as uncharacterized. The record is from RefSeq and is a predicted model, not a curated record. NCBI's taxonomy places the organism in Eukaryota, Fungi, Ascomycota, Eurotiomycetes, Eurotiales, Aspergillaceae. Gene Ontology annotation, cellular component: mitochondrion. The transcript has 5 exons. Gene Ontology annotation, molecular function: rRNA (uridine-2'-O-ribose)-methyltransferase activity. Gene Ontology annotation, biological process: RNA methylation. The coding region runs from base 1 to 999 and encodes 332 amino acids.
AUGUGCUCUCUCUUCUCCCUCCGACCAAAUGGCCUCUCGAAAAUUUCUCUCCUGGGCCAGAUCCGAUGGGCAUCGUCUAAGCGCUGGCAAGCGCGUCAGCAGAAGGAUCAAUUCACGAGAGAGGCGGCCGUCCAAGGCCUGAAAAGCCGAGCGGCCUUUAAGCUGCUUCAGAUUGAUGAGAAGUAUCGGCUUUUCAAACGGGGGCAGACUGUGGUUGAUCUGGGAUAUGCGCCAGGGUCUUGGUCGCAAGUAGCUGUGAACCGCACCCAACCCGGCGGCCGAGUCCUCGGCGUCGACCUUAUCCCAGCACAACCCCCGAAGGGUGUAUCGACCAUCCAGGGCAACUUCCUAGACCCCGAAAUCCAAUCAUAUAUUCUCGAAUUUUUGCGCAAUCCCAAUAGAGGCAGGCCGCGUCCGCCCGGCGCCAUUGACGAGGCUGGACCCAGUGCCUUAGAAACCGAGACCGAUACCGAGAGAGAUGGAACCGCCACCAACCCCGAGAAACUGGCGAAUAAAAGGACGGUAGAUGUGGUCCUUAGUGAUAUGUCCGCUCCCUGGCAACAAACCACUGGUUUUUGGAAACGGAGUCUAAGUAAUCCUUACAACAGGAUGAUGAAUACAAGUGGAAACGCCUUUCGAGACCACGCUGGAAGCAUGGUACUGUUACCCCGGCUUAUUUCAUGGCUAACAAUCAAGUUGCAUCGCCAGGAUUUGUGCAAUGCGGCUUUACAUUUCAGCUCGAUUGUUCUUCGAACCGGAGGACAUUUUGUCUGCAAAUUCUACCAAGGAAUUGAAGAUAAAGAGUUGGAAAGUAACCUCAAAGCAAUAUUCAACAAAGUCCACCGGCUAAAACCUGAAUCGUCCCGAAGCGUAGGCCUUUCAACUUCUCCCCGUCCCAUUGAGCCCCUGAAGAAACCACCAGCUAACGCCUUUCCAGGAAUCAAAAGAGUCAUUUUUUGUUGGCAUAGAUCGGAAAGCGUGAUAAUGAGCAUAGCAUAG